Messenger RNA from Ornithorhynchus anatinus (platypus), 1877 nucleotides. RefSeq names its product FA complementation group L (gene FANCL). Gene Ontology annotation, molecular function: ubiquitin protein ligase activity. The transcript is spliced from 14 exons. Gene Ontology annotation, biological process: interstrand cross-link repair; protein monoubiquitination. Bases 18 to 1157 code for a protein of 379 amino acids. Lineage: Eukaryota; Metazoa; Chordata; Mammalia; Monotremata; Ornithorhynchidae. Gene Ontology annotation, cellular component: nucleus; Fanconi anaemia nuclear complex. The record is from RefSeq and is a predicted model, not a curated record.
CGCCCCUGAGCGGCGGCAUGGCGGGGCCGGGGGCGGGGCCGGGCUCGGCCCUGCUGCGCCAGUGUCCGCUGCUCUUGCCCCAGAACCGGGACCGGACGGUGUACGAGGGCUUCGUCUCCGCUCAGGGGAGAGACUUCCAUCUUAGAAUAUUGCUACCUGCAGAUUUGCACUUGAAAAACGCAAGGUUACAGUGCAGUUGGCAGCUGAAGGCCGUGUUAAAUGGCUACGACCGGGUAGUUAAACAGAGGUUGAUUCACUCAUCUGAUCUAGAGAGCUUUAUGAUGGAGUUGAAGAUGAUCUUGGAAGUUGCUUUGAAGGAAAAGCAAGCACUGUAUGCUCCCUCGCCUCCUCCCCAGUACUAUUCGUCUAUUGUCGAGGAAAUUGGGAUUCUGGGUUGGGAUAAACUCGCGUAUGUGGAUACCCGUUUCACCACCAUCAAGUUAAAAGCGGAAGACACUUCCGGGAGACUGCAUUUGAUCACUCUCCAGUUAAAGGCUCAGUAUCCUAAAGAAGCACCUGAAUGCUGGGUGGAUUUCCCUAUUCCAUUUGCUGUUUCUUGGACGUCGGAGAGCUCCUUAGCAAGCGUUCACCGCCAGUUUUUGGCCGCCGCAGAGUCACUGAAGUCCUUCUGGGAUACUAUGGAUGAACUCGACGAGAAGACCUGGGUGGUGGAGCCAGAAAAACCCAGCCGUAGCGCCACUAUGCGAAGAAUUGUCCUAGGAAAUAACGCAUCGAUAAAUAUCGAGGUGGAUCCCAGGCAUCCCACGAUGCUUCCCGACUGCUUCUUCCUCGGCGCCGACCACGUGGUAAAUCCCCUCGGAUUUAAGCUGAGCAAGAAUAUCCAUCUCUGGGAUCCGACAAACAGCCUCCUGCAGAAUUUGAAAGAUGUUUUAGAAAUGGAUUUUCCAUCCCGAGCUACCCUGGAAAAAUCCGAGUUCACCAUGGACUGUGGGAUCUGUUAUGCUUAUCGACUCGACGGGGCCAUUCCCGACCAAGUGUGUGACAAUGGCAAGUGCGGACAACCCUUCCAUCAAGCCUGCUUAUAUGAGUGGUUGAGAGGCCUAUUGUCCAGCAGGCAGAGUUUCAACAUCAUCUUUGGUGAAUGUCCAUAUUGCAGCAAGCCAAUUACACUGAAGAUGUCUGAGAGGAAACCCUGAAACGAGAACUUUAAAAAUGCCCGAGGAGAAGCAGGGGAAAUGGAGAAAAUAAACAGACGGCAUCUCAUCUGGGAACGACAUCAAAGAUAAGUCAGAGAGAGAAAGAUUAAAAGCAAAAGAAAAACUAUGACUACGCCAUAGCGAAAGACUUCAGCCUUGGCCUCGUGGCUGAAACCCGGUUGAGACGGAGAGGGCCGCAGACCGCGGGAAUCGCUGCUUCUGCAGGGAGUCGCCUUUCUCUCGAGAUCAGCCGCGCCCCCCCACCCGGAGGAAGAUGUGGACCGAAAACGCCUCGGCUUGGCAAAUGAACUCGGACCGGUACGAUCCUGACUGGGCUCCGGGACAGAGUCGGGAGAAUGAGUCUGGUCGAUGGUAGCCGAGACCCCCGCAACUCUCCGAUAAUCUCCUUGGGGCCCCGGGGGCCUCGGCGGCGUGUUCUGUGGAAGAAGAAAACGCCUGUCGUUAGAGGUCUCUUCUGCCGACCCGCUUCAGAUCUGUAUACGUCCCGUCCCGCGCCACUGACUUCGUCCUUUUACCCGAAGGUUCGGUCAGAAUUUCUUCAGGAAAUGUGCCGGAGGGUUCAGGUAUUUCUAUGUACUGGUCUCUGUGUGACGCUCUGUGUUUUACAUGAAGUCGUGUUAUUUUUAAAUGCCGCGUUUGACUAGACAUCUGCUAAAGAAUUUUUUGGGAGGGAGGAUGCAAAAUAAAUGUAUAAAGGAA